Messenger RNA from Suillus clintonianus, 1380 nucleotides. RefSeq lists its product as uncharacterized. The transcript is spliced from 2 exons. Gene Ontology annotation, molecular function: protein binding. Lineage: Eukaryota; Fungi; Basidiomycota; Agaricomycetes; Boletales; Suillaceae. The coding region runs from base 236 to 1231 and encodes 331 amino acids. The record is from RefSeq and is a predicted model, not a curated record.
CCACCAUCUUGUUUCCCUUUUAUUUUUAAGUAAUUUCAUUCAAAUCUAAGCUUACAUUGCAUUCAUUCUCCCUCCAUGGACUUUCUCAGUCCUAGUACUAGUUCAGUUCGCUUGCAUUCUUUAUUCCCUUCACACGGCGGCAAUCAAAAUAUUCUAUAGACACCUGUCUGCACGCCCGAGGCUUACCCUAUAAGAGGUCCACAGUCUCAGCUCGGGCUGUCCAUCAAGCACCCCCAUGUCUAUCCACAGCUUACCAGUCGAGCUUCUUGAUACCGUCGCCCAGUAUCUUCCUUCUUCUUCUCUCGCUGCUCUUGCUCAAACUUGCUCCACUCUCUGUCCAGUGGCUCAACGCGUCCUCUACUGCACUGUCUCUGCUUCCGUUUGGUCCCAGAACUUAUGUGUCGUUGACACUCUCGCAAAGAAACCGCAUGUCGCGCGUUUCGUGCGGUCCUUUUACAUUGCCAUAGAUUCCCUUGCGCCUGUCUUACUUGCCUUUUAUCGCAAACUUACAAAAGCCAUUCUUAAUAUGUCAGAGUUGACCUCUCUUUCUCUCCUCGUGGAUUCGAGCGUGAGCUGGGUGUUGAAGGAAGCGUCAAGUCGUAUCCACUUCCCCCAUUUGUUUCACUUCACCUGUUCAUUUCCUUUCGAUGAAAACGUCGCCAGGUUCCUUGAUAGGACCCCGGCCCUUCUUGAGCUUGAAGUAGAUUCUAUCCCUACCUUGUUCACACCCGAUUCCCCGCCUCCUUACCUUGCUCCAACUUCUAUUCCCCAACUGGAACAGUUCAUUGGAUCCACCCGGACAGCCGAAUUGAUCAUUCCCGGCCGUCCGCUGAGGAGUAUUCAUCUCAAUGGCGGAGGUCUUUCGGAGGAUGAUAUUCCUCUGCUUGCCCGCUCGACUGCCCCUGUAGUCAUUCUGGGAACUGUCACAAAUUCACCUCCUGUCCCUUUCCUGGAGACGUUGCACAGACAUGUGCCUCACUUAAUCUAUUUGCGAGUCAUGUCAACCAAGGACAUCUUCAAGGCUCCCACUGCCGAAUUCUAUGAGCAGGUGGCCAAUGUUCUGACGUCCUUCGCAGAGCUCAGCGCAUUCGAGCUCUCCGGGAUGCAUUGGGGCUCUCAAGCCAAGCAAAAUGAUGGCGCAAAGAGGGUUUGGCAAUCAGCGCCCCUCCAAACCAGGAGCCGUCCUGAUGAUGACCUACUUUUUGGCUCAGAAAUCUUCCUUGCAUAUUGAUUACACUUUGACGCGUACUUCUAGAGCAUAAACUUCCAGGUAAUUAUAUCGAUCAGUGCAGUAUACUCUUUUUCGUCACUCCAUAUGAAUUCACGCAGUAGUCUAACUUAAAGCAUUUAUUCCGAGUACAUCUCUAAUAUGAUAUAAGA